AAUUUUAGAUGGGUUGUGCAAGUGUUACCUUGUUAUUUCUCAUUUUUGGAAUCAUUUGUGCUAUAUUGAUACCACUGGUAUGGCCAGAUCCUGAAUCUCCAGUCCUUCCAGACAUGUGGUGGGGCCGUGGAAAGAUGCCUUCUGAUCCUUCAGAGUAUCCAGAAGAUAACAUCACAAUCAGACCUUUUGUCAUAAAUGUUGAGAAUGAGACUCUAGAAGACCUAAACCAUCGCUUGGACAACGCUCGUCUUCCAGAAUCACUGGACAAUGUCCAAUUCCAGUAUGGAUUUCAUUCUAACUAUCUGAAGGAAGUGAUCACUUAUUGGAGAAACACAUAUGAUUGGAGGCAAGAAGAAGAAAAAUUGAAUCAGUAUGAUCAGUUUUUAACUCAAAUUGAAGGGAUUGAUAUUCAUUUCUUGCACAUCAAACCAACUAUAACAAAUCCAAAGAUUAAAAUACUUCCCCUAAUGCUAAUCCAUGGUUGGCCUGGUUCUUUUGUUGAAUUUUACAAGAUAAUACCACUCCUCACCACCUCAACUGAUGACAGGGAUUUCGUGUUUGAAGUAAUAUGUCCUUCAAUACCAGGGUAUGGUUUUUCUGAAGCCCCGCAUCAACCAGGCUUCUCAAUGACAGAUGCAGGACGGGUUUUUGUCAAACUGAUGAGCAGGCUUGGUUUCAAAAAGUUUUACUUACAAGGUGGAGAUUGGGGCAGUGCAAUAUCCAUGGUCAUAUCCUCGGUAUAUCCAAAAAAUGUACUAGGUGUUCACUUCAACUUCAUGGUACGCCAAAGAAGUUUUAAAGGCAUUCUGAAGCAGCUGAUUGGUUGCUUUUUUCCCUCUUUGGUGGCUGAUACUCCGGCUCAGCAAAAACAUCUUUUCUCACCAUUCAUGGAGAAACUUUAUUUUCUCUUAAAGGAAACAGGUUAUGCUCACAUACAGGGUACUAAACCUGACACUGUAGGUAUGGGAUUGAGUGAUUCUCCUGCUGGUCUGGCUGCAUACAUCUUAGAAAAAUUCUCCACUUGGACUGAUAAAAAGAACGUAAAUUUGCCCGAUGGAGGGUUGACAGAAAAGUUCACACUAGACGAACUCUUGACCAAUGUCAUGGUGUACUGGAUAACCAAUUCCAUCACUUCCAGCAUGAGGUUUUAUAAAGAAACGCUGUCCGAGCGAACUCUGAAUUAUCAGAUUGACAGGCUUCCAGUGAAAGUACCAACAGGCAUUGCUCUAUUCCCUAAUGAGAUUGCCAUGCUGCCAAGGAACAUAGCAAAGGAUCAGUACAGGAACAUUAUUCAUUACACUGAAAUGCCACGAGGGGGCCAUUUUGCAGCACUCGAAGAGCCAAAACUUUUAGCAGAUGAUAUAUGGAAAUUUGUGGGAAAAGUUAAAAAAUUAGAGGCACUGAAGAAAGGAAAAUAGAUUGAGCCUAAGAAAAUUGUUAAAUGCUACAACUUUCACUCUCGUCUGAAAUACUUAACGUGGCUCACUAGGAGCUUUGUUACGUCAAACCAUGUAACAGUAAAUUGCCUUUUUUUGGGUUUCAUUGUAUAUCCUGCAUAAAGCUGGCUAUAGCGGAGUAAACGCGACUUCUUGAGCAACAUGCUAGUAGUCAUCAUAUACUUUAAAAAGAUAGAAGUGUUGUAUUGAAAUUAUAAUCUUUCUAGUGAUUGUUCUAAGAUUUUAGAUAUUGGAAUUAUGUCAUAAUUGUAUUUUUAAAUCUAAUACUUGUAAGUAGCUUGUGAUUAACUACGAUCCUCAUUCUAUAGAAUUUUUUUUCACUCGACUCUCUAGCUACUCAGUAGGUUUUUGUUGAGCUUUAUAUAUAUUGUGCUUGAUGAUCGAUUCUGUAACAAAAUUUAGCUGUUUAAACAACUGCGAUAAGAACUACUGUGUGGCUCCAAACUUGAAGGUUGUGAUAUUGUAUGACUAAUGUCUAAAAAAUAAUAAUGCAUCUGACAAGAUGAUCAUUAUGAUGGGUUUAAUUUUGAACCGUAUUUAGUAUAAAAUUAAAUAUAUUUUAAUCAUGGAUUGAUCUAUUUUCUAAUAAGUACUUGAGUAUUCUCCAUUUUCGUAAUGUUAGUUUAAUCAGAAGUUCAGCUUUGAAAAUGUAUAUCCUGACAUAACAGAGCUUUGUAAUCUAAUAUAAAUGUUGUAUAUUUUUUAUUUUUUUAUUUUAUGAAAGGAAGUAAAAAUAUAUAUACUUCUUACAAUUAUGUAUAUAGGUUUUGGUGACAGAACCAACACUUUUGAAAAGUUGAGAAUAAAAUGGAACUUUGCAUGCAA
Molecule: messenger RNA, 2282 nt
Organism: Limulus polyphemus (Atlantic horseshoe crab)
Lineage: Eukaryota; Metazoa; Arthropoda; Merostomata; Xiphosura; Limulidae
Product: epoxide hydrolase 1-like
Exons: 7
Coding region: 9-1418 (469 amino acids)
Biological process (GO): epoxide metabolic process
Molecular function (GO): epoxide hydrolase activity
Source: RefSeq, a predicted model, not a curated record